UCUUCUCUCUGCUCCGCAAUCGAAUAAAAAAAAGGAUAUAUUUUUUUUCUUCCCACAACAAACCCUAAACCAUCAAGCAGCUCCUUUUAUAGCAACUGAAACCCUAAAACUCAUCAAACUUCUCUACCCAUCAUUUGGAUGCGGGAACUCUCUUAAAGGCCUAGGCUUCCAACGAUGAUCACGGAGAACUCCUCAAAUUUUGAUGACUUCGAGAAAGAUCUCGAAGCUUUGCUGAGUGAGAGUCAUCUAAGCAGGGAAUCAUCUCUAGAUCGCGAGCGAGAGCUCAACAUUUACAGGAGCGGCAGCGCUCCGCCGACGGUGGAGGGGUCGAGGACUGCGAUUCGGAGCUUGCUGGGCCCCGUUAAUGGCGAGGGAUUGAUGUCUGAUGAGGAGCUGAGGGCUCAUCCUGAUUAUUUGUCGUACUACUAUUCAAAUGAUAACUUGAACCCUAGGUUGCCGGGGCCUUUGAUGUCGAGAGAGGAUUGGCGAGUGGCUCAGAGAUUUAGGACGACGAACUCGGCGAUUGGGGAUAGAAGGAAGGGAUUGGGGAUUGGAGGUGAGAGCUCUCUGUUUUCGAUGCAGCCGGGGUUGCCUGGGGGAAAUGAGGAGAAGGAUUGGGGCAAUGGUGGGAUAGUUGGGCUUGUGGAUGUCGGCUUAGGAAACAGAAGGAAGAGCUUUACAGAUGCAAUUCAGGAAGAUCUUGUCCAUUUGCCUUCUGUAUCUCCACAUCUUUCACGCGCAGCCAGUCACAGUUCUUAUGGCACUUCUAAUGAUCUGAAGGGAUUUUCUGAUGUUCAGUUCCCACAGAAUCAGAAUGGCAUGGACACAAUAGGUGGUUUGCGCUCGGAAGCAGCCUCUCCUGGACUUGUUAGGGUUCAGAGCCUUGGUUCAACAAUGUCACAGUCCUUUGCAUCAGCUGUUGGUUCCUCUUUAUCUAGAAGCACAACACCAGAUCGUCAUGCAAUCGGGAGUUCAUCAAGCUUUUACUCACCUGUUGGGAAAAGGUUGAUUGAUGCUGAAAAGAAGAUUGUUUCUAAUGGAUUUGGAGCUCCUGCUUCUCACAUGGCGGAUUCUGGUGAUAUAGCAGUUUCCUUAUCUGGGUUGAGUCUUUCAAAUAAUAUUAAAGGACAUGGGGAGAGUCAUCUGCAGGACAAGCUUCAUUGUGACUUCAUUGAUCAGCCUCAACGUCUAUUUACUAUGCGUAAUGGUCAUGCCAAAUAUUUGCAGAAGAACAUUAUUGUUAGUUCUGAAUCUGAGUCCCUCCAUGUUCCUGAUAUCCCUUUGCUGGGACAAAACGGGUAUUCUAAGAAUGCUGGUGUUCUUAAUGAUCUUGGUCUAUCCGUGUUAGCUUCUAAUGGACAAGUGGGUUUGCGAGAACAGCCAUCUAUGAAUCUAACCCAAAAAGUAGUUGAUGUGGGUUCAAACAGUUUAACAGGAUCCAAUGGCUAUUAUCCAACAGAUACGGCUAACAUUGAUUUUGUUGGGUGCAACUCAAGUGCACUUCAUAUGUUGAACAAUCAGUUUGAUGAAGGUACUAAUGUGUCAAGUGGAUUAGAAGGAAAUUAUCUUCCCAGAACUGCCAACCAGGUCAGUUCUGCUUUUCAAGCACCACCUAUGGAUCCUCUUUAUUCUCAGUAUGUACAGAGAGCUUCUAAUUACGCUACGGACCUGAAUGAUCCUUCUUUAGGAAGAAGUUAUCUAGAUACCAACCAUUUUGAUAUGAUGGACUACAAAAAAGCAUAUCUUGGAACAGUGCUUGCACAGCAGAGACUGACUCAUCACGGAACCUACUUUGGCAAAUCUGGUGGUUUGAGCAAUGACUUCUAUGGAAAUUCUGGUGCUGGUCUUCACAUACCAUAUCCAACAGUGAUUCCCAGAAGUCCAAUAAGGCAGAAUGAACCAUUGUCACGAUUACCUUCUGCUUUGAGGAGUGGGACUGGAGGAUCUAAAGGAUCAUGGAGCUAUGUAAAUGGCAUUAUGGAGCAAGGUCUUGCAUCCACUUUGCUGGAAGAAUUCAAGACCAAUAAAAUCAGAUCAUUUGAACUGUGUGAAAUUGCAGAGCAUGUCGUUGAGUUCAGUGGGGAUCAGUAUGGAAGCCGUUUUAUUCAACAAAAAUUGGAAACUGCUUCAAUUGAAGAGAAGAACAAAUUAUUUCCUAAGAUCCUUGCCCAUGCUCGGGUUCUGAUGACUGAUGUGUUUGGGAAUUACGUCAUACAGAAAUUUUUCGAGCAUGGUACAGAAAGCCAUAGAAAUCAGCUUGCCACUCAACUUAUGGGCCAUGUGUUACCUCUCAGUCUUCAGAUGUAUGGUUGUAGAGUAAUUCAGAAGGCCUUGGAAGUUGUUAAUGUGGAUCAGCAGACACAGAUGGUGUCUGAGCUUGAUGGUUCAGUGAUAAAAUGUGUUCGUGAUCAGAAUGGAAAUCAUGUAAUCCAAAAGUGUAUCGAGUGUGUUCCUCAAGAAAGGAUCCAGUUUAUUAUAUCUGCCUUUUAUGGGCAUGUUGUGGCACUAUCUACACACCCCUAUGGUUGUAGGGUUAUACAGAGGGUCUUGGAGCACUGUGAUGAUGAAAAAACACAAAGCAUGAUGAUGGAAGAGAUCAUGCGAUCUGUGUGUGUUUUGGCUCAGGAUCAAUAUGGAAAUUAUGUUAUUCAACAUGUCCUGCAACAUGGGAAACCAGAGGAGCGUUCUGCCAUUAUCAGUAUGCUUGCUGGACAGAUAGUGAAGAUGAGUCAGCAGAAGUUUGCUUCCAAUGUUGUUGAAAAAUGUUUGACUUAUGGUACUCCUGCAGAACGCCAGCUCCUUAUCGAUGAAAUGCUUGGAUCCACUGAUGAAAAUGAACCUUUCCAGGCGAUGAUGAAGGAUCAGUUUGGGAACUAUGUUGUACAAAAGGUUCUUGAGACUUGUGAUGAUAAAAAUCGUGAACUGAUUCUCUCUCGGGUCAAAGUUCACUUGAAUGCCCUGAAGAAGUAUACGUAUGGGAAACAUAUUGUAGCUCGUGUUGAAAAGUUGGUUACUGCUGGAGAAAGGCGCAUUGGGAUGCAAUCAUAUACGCCCUGAGACAAACUAUAACAGAUGGGUCGAGUCCUUGCACAUAUAAUGAGGAUAGCUUUAUCACAGACUGCUGUGAUUUUCUUUUUCCAGCAUAAAUGGGAAAUGAGAGACCAGUAUGGCCUUAGCAUGUAAAUAAAGUGAAGGCCUGUCGGAAUUAAGUUUUCAGUGUUUUCUUGUUUUGUAUAGCCUUGUUAUAAUUAGACUUGUAAAAAUAGCAGCAUUAAUGACAUAAGAAGGGAUAUCUAGUGCAUAAGAUUUAGGAGCAAGGCGUGUAAAUGGAUAGCAUCUAAGUGCACAAAGGGUUUGUCGACCUUGUAAUAACUGUAAUGAAGUGUAACGGAUGAUCGAAUUGUAAAAAAGCUAGAGCAAUGCUAAAAAGCUAGAACAAUGCUACGUCGCUCUCUUAAUUUAAGAAAAUUUUGCCCA
Asparagus officinalis (garden asparagus) is the source of this 3477-nucleotide messenger RNA. Its product is annotated as pumilio homolog 1-like. Bases 175 to 3057 code for a protein of 960 amino acids. The transcript is spliced from 10 exons. NCBI's taxonomy places the organism in Eukaryota, Viridiplantae, Streptophyta, Magnoliopsida, Asparagales, Asparagaceae. Gene Ontology annotation, molecular function: mRNA binding. The record is from RefSeq and is a predicted model, not a curated record. Gene Ontology annotation, cellular component: cytoplasm. Gene Ontology annotation, biological process: post-transcriptional regulation of gene expression.